UCUUGAUCCGAAAGUUGGCAACGCGCUCACAUAAUGCUGCAGUUUUCUAGGCUGUUUUGACGCCAUUUAUAUUCGUUUAUAGAAGGAGAUUUGUUAGCGUUUAGACGAUAAAGAUUUCAAGAUACCUUGACUUCACACAAACUCAUGAUGGCACCGAAAACAAAACUAUUUGUUGGCCAUCUUCCAGAUGGUUGUUCAUCUACUGAUCUACAAACACUUUUUGAAAAAUAUGGAACAGUUAAAGAAUGUGAUGUUAUCAACAAAUAUGGUUUUGUGCACAUGAGCACUCCAGAAGAAGCUGAGGAAGCUAUUAAAGGUCUGAAUAAUUUCAACUUUAUGGGAUCAUGUAUAAGUGUUGAGCAAUCCACAAGUAAGUUGCAUCCAGAACCAGGUGCACCAGGUAGAGCUAAAGGUGGACCAGGAGGUCCAAUGAGACGAGGGGGUAUGCGAAAUGGAUAUCCUAGAGAUGGAUUCUAUGGAGAUGCUUAUUUUGGGCCAUUUGGACCACCAAGAGAUCCUUUUUAUGACGGACCUAGUCGUUCUCGGCCCUAUCCACUUCCUUAUGAAAGAAGACCACCAAUGCCGCAACCAGAUCCUUAUGGACGUCGUCCACUACCACCACCACCACCAAGAGAUGAUUUAUAUGGAAGACGUCCAAUGCCAUUUGGAGAAGAAGCAUAUGAAAGAAGACCAAUGCAGGAUAGACCGGACUAUUUAUACACAAGACGUUCUCCACCUGCCUCUCAUCGAUCAUUUUGGUAUUCACCUGAUGAUAGACAAUGGACACAGCUGUUAUAUGAUGACACAUGGAGUUACCAGAGUUCUUAUCCACAAACGACAGAUCCAAAUGCAGAUCCAAAUGCUGCUUGGCCAAUAGCUCCUGGUUAUGAAAAUCAGAUGAAUAUGUAAAAUUCAUCUUUAAAAUAACGACGACCGUGCACCGCCUCUUCGUUUCCCACGUCCGAAGGUUUUCCGUCGCGACUGAAGAUAUUACCCGUACGAACAAACCGAAGAAUUUCGUCUCCGAAUAAGUAACCGUCUCCGCAGACUUCUACCGUUUGAUGAAAAACAGUUAUUUAAAAAAAUAACAAUAAUAAUUAAAUAAUUAACGAAACGUAAAUCUGGACUUUUUAACUUUUCGAACCGAAAAAUUGCGACUAAAUCAUCGGUGUUCGUCGUUGUCGUCAUUAUUCAUCUUUUCAUAUAAACAUUGAAGUAUUCGUGUAGUCGUCUCUGUAAUUUCAGCGAAGUGUGCUGCUAAUUCGGGUAACACACCGAAUAGUGUAGUCGUACGAGCCGAUGUUAUGUUUUCAAGUCACUUAUUUCUAAAAAGAAACCACUUCGGACGAUGAACCGAUAUUCAUGUAUAUCGUCUAAUAUCUAGGUAAGUUUGUGUAUUUUUUGGAUGCAACCGAGUGCGAUUGCGUCAUAACUCAUUUUAAAAAUGUGAUUGUAUGUCGUCAGUUAAAACCCGUUUGCCUUUGUAUAAUGCUUCUCGUUCGAACGUUAUGUUGGGAUAUGGUAGUAUAGGUUGUUUUAAUGCGACUAUUAUCUUUUAACAGAUUUCAAUAAAAGAUCAUGAAAAAGGAAA
Centruroides sculpturatus (bark scorpion) is the source of this 1591-nucleotide messenger RNA. Its product is annotated as RNA-binding protein 4.1-like. Gene Ontology annotation, molecular function: mRNA binding. Lineage: Eukaryota; Metazoa; Arthropoda; Arachnida; Scorpiones; Buthidae. Gene Ontology annotation, cellular component: cytosol. The record is from RefSeq and is a predicted model, not a curated record. Bases 145 to 909 code for a protein of 254 amino acids. The transcript is spliced from 10 exons.